GACCAUUCUGACUCCAGCAAAGUGACAGGUCGUGGUGCUGCUAUACCUGGCGGCCGACUCUGACGUACCUAACGCAGCCCUACGGCAUCGCGAGAUACAUGGUGGUGUAUUUGUAUUCAUGGAGAAGCUGGCAAAUCCCAUGCCAUCAAGUCUGGUUCCGGCACAGAGCCUGUGAGGCACUGUCAAGCUGUGGCCAGCAUGCAGCUGCAAGGUCGUGCCAUCGCCCGGUGCAUGAUACCAGGUACUUCGGAGGCGAUGCCCGAAUAGCUGGGAAUCUAUCUACGGCUUGCAAUGGUCCACGUCGCCAUACUUUGGCCGCCGUUCUCUGAGCUGCGAGCAAAGGAACGGUCAUUUUCUCCUCACAAAGUCUGCAUCGACCAAUCGAUUUUGAAGCUUAUGAUGCUCAUCGCCAUCGCAAAACACACCGCAUCUUGCACAUGGUCAUCCGAAGUCGCCCGACGGUUAAAUGACCGCUUGCAGCCGCCGCAGCCACGACCACCAGUAGACGUCGUCGGCUGAUGAACAUUUAAUCUCAUUAGGUCGGAUGCGAUGGAAGCCGCAUGUGGCGGAAGGUUCGGCCCAAAGCCAUAAUUACGAAGGCUAUUUCCAAGGGUUCUUCAGUUACUUCCAUGAAGCUCGGCAUCGUGAAGUAACCAAUGAGGUUUCGGGAUUGACGUGAAACAAAAACGGCUAAGCCGUCAAGUAUAGGCCGCCACGCCGUCCUCGCCCCACGCCGACAUUAAUCUCCCACGUGGAGACAAGGGGCCGCACCAGUGAUGCGAGACCCCUGAACAUCGUCAGAACAUCGUCACAGGUGC
Molecule: messenger RNA, 818 nt
Organism: Pseudomassariella vexata
Lineage: Eukaryota; Fungi; Ascomycota; Sordariomycetes; Amphisphaeriales; Pseudomassariaceae
Exons: 2
Coding region: 99-329 (76 amino acids)
Source: RefSeq, a predicted model, not a curated record